UCUGACACCAAAUCUUGCUUUAAAAUGUCUGUAUCAUAUAUGUCUUCCUUUAACUUCAUGUAGCAUGUCUUUAGUUAGUUUUGUGGCAAACGUCAAACGGGGCAUGUCUGAUAUUCUUAUUGACAUUUUUUUCUGCUAAGCUUGCUCUAUUUGAAUCGUGGAACAUCCUUCUCUGGAGAUACCUGUAGGAGAGGGUAAAUGAAAGCUAAAUGGCUGGUUGAUUCGAACUAUGUUGUCACUCCCACUAACAUCUAGGUAAAAAAAAAUGUUUGCAGAGUGGAGUAGUAUCUGAGAGUCGGAGAAGCUGUUUAAUCUGAUACCAAAAUGGCAGAGAGGCAAGCUAUGGAUCAACCUCAACAGCAGCAACAAGAGCUACAGUCACCCUCUCAGCAGCAGUCUCCUCCAAGGGAAGACAACAUGAUAGCUUGUGUCAUGGCUUUAGAGGCUGCUUUGCUUCCUUGCUUGCCCGCCAGAGAGCUCCAAGCCAUUGACCGCUCUCCCCAUCCUUCUCAUCAGAUUGAUGUGGAGAGGUUCUCGAGGGAGUUUAUGGAGGCUGCUAAGAAGCUUCAACUCUAUUUCAUCAACCUCCAACGAGAAGACCAGCCGACUGAAGUCGAAAUGUUGAGAAAGGAAAUAGCUGGUAUGGAGGAAGAGUUGAAGACAAAGGACGAGCUUAUCCAUAAGCAGGAGAAACUAAUCCAAGGAUGGCGGGAAGAACUCAAAGAUCAGUUGGAGAAGCAUAAGAUGGAACUGGAGAGAGUAUAGACAUAGUACUGAAUGAACACUAACAUUUGUGAUGGCUACUGUCAGUCUGGCACGGCUGAAACUACUACUACUUUGCUUACUUAAUCUCAUGUGCUAAUAUAAUUUAGUUUGAUUUUGAUUCUCAAAUUGGUCCCUUUUUAUUGUCAAGAUUCCAAGGAUUCUGAUAAAUGAGCUUUUCAUCCAAAUCCUGAUCUUCAUUUUUCUUUUGUUUUCAACU
This is a messenger RNA of Linum tenue, 982 nucleotides long. NCBI's taxonomy places the organism in Eukaryota, Viridiplantae, Streptophyta, Magnoliopsida, Malpighiales, Linaceae. The record is from the annotation of a GenBank genome assembly.